Raphanus sativus (radish) is the source of this 1542-nucleotide messenger RNA. RefSeq lists its product as uncharacterized. The record is from RefSeq and is a predicted model, not a curated record. Bases 1 to 1542 code for a protein of 513 amino acids. Lineage: Eukaryota; Viridiplantae; Streptophyta; Magnoliopsida; Brassicales; Brassicaceae. The transcript is spliced from 10 exons.
AUGGCAAACAAUCAAGCUUAUGUCUACGUCCACAAUGUCAAACCACACAAAGAUGCUUGGAGAGUGCACGUGAAGCUACUCCAUUCAUGGACAUCGAAUACAAAUUUUGGAGGGGAAACUCUAGAAUGUGUUCUUGCUGAUGAAAGAGGUGGCAAAAUUCACGCAAGUUGCAAAAGAAAUCUGAUGUUCCGCCUCAAACGAAAUCUCCCGAUUGGUGAAUGGAGAUUCAUAGAACACUUCAAGGUUGCUGCUUCUGGUGGAAAAUAUCGACCAACCCCGCUACCAUACAAAAUCAACUUCACAAGUGACACACUGAUCUCUCGGUCAGUGUUUGAGGACGACAAUCCAUGUCUUUCUCUGGUGAAUUAUGAAGAUUUCGGUACGGAUGCUUUAGAUGUAAAUGUCUUAAUCGAUAUCCUUGGCGAAGUCAUCGAUCUUGGAGUAGUACAAACCGUGCAAGUACAUCAACAAGACAGGAAAAGACUUAAUUUCCGCUUGCGUAACACAAAUGGUCGUGAUGUUGCAUGUUGCUUGUGGGGGAAAUUUGCUGAACAAUUUGAGUCCAUUAUCGAAGAUGGAUCUGUUCAAACACUAAUCUGUUUGAUUAGGUUUGCUAAAAUCGGCUCCUACAACGGUGAGUUACAAAUCACAAGUGCAUUUGAUGCUUCAAUUGUAACUCUCAACCCAACCAUCAAAGAAGCCAUGGAGUUUAAAGAAAAACUUAUGCAAAAUGAUCUUCCUCUUACUAUUGUUGACAAAAAGAGUGAGAAUAAGGUGACUAAGAUCCAAAAAACGGAUUGGGAAGAUGUUCAAAUCAGAUCCAUCGCUGAGAUAUUGGAUGCAAUGGAGGUUCAGAGUUGCAAAAUCAUAUGUUCAAUUGAAUCUGUUGACACAGAUUGGGGUUGGUUCUACUUUGGAUGUGUUGCACACAACAAACGUGCAACUAAGAUUCGUAACAAUCAAAUUGGAAACUUGACUCAAAACGACAAACCAUUAUGGCGUUGCGAAAAAUGUCACUCACAUGCUGAAAAGAUUGAACCAAAGUACAAAUUGCAUUUGAAUGUGAGAGAUGACAGUGGAGAGUGCAAAUUGAUGAUGCUUGACACUGUUGCCAGUACCAUUGUUGGUUGUGAUGCUGUUGAGCUUUGGGAUGGUUCAUUUGAUGAGAUAGAAGAUCCUGAACUAAUCCCCAUGCCCCUCGGAGCAUUAGUUGGGAAGUCUUUUUGUUUUGGAGUAUCUAUAAGCUCGGGAAAUUUAGAUAAAGGAUCGAACACCUACUUUGUUUCUCAAGUUUGGACUGGUGAUAAUCUUCUUAAACUCGAGUCUCAUUCUGAACCUGUUUCUGCCUUAGAGACAAAUUCGUCCACUCUUUCUACUGGGGAGGUUCAGAAACUCAAGGCAAACUCUGAGAGCUCAUCUGAAGGAUUUACAACACCAACUGUUAAGCGCAAGGAAGAAGAUGCUGAGCUGAAGGACAUUACCUCAACCUCAAAGAAGCUAUGCACUAAGACAGUGAAGUUGGAGAAGAAUAAGGUUGAUUAG